AUGGCACCCUCCCCUGGCGCCGUGCUUGGCAGGGCCCGCGGGCGCGGCGGCCGCCCCCUCGGCGUGUCGGCGCUCUGGGCCGCCGCUGCCGCCUGCUGCGGCGCCCAGGCUGCGGCCUCCGCCCUGGCCUCGCCGGCGCCCGCGGCCGAGAGCCCCGGCGCCAGGGCUCCUGGCGCCAACGGGCCAGCCAGCCCCCCUGGCCGCUGUGCCGCGUCGGGGGAGCCUGGCCUGAGGGAUUGCCGCUGGGGCGCAGCCGGAGGCGGCAUGGAGGCCUCCCAGGCGCACCAGCUCCGGGGCCAGCGCUGGAACCACGUCCUCCCCGCCACCUUCAAGGACGGACACAUGGGUGCGGAGGCCGUGAAGCUGCUCUCGGAGGCCACGGAGAGGCUCGACCGGACAGUCCAUGAGACCUCCUUGCAUGUCGCGGUCCUCCACGGCCCGCGCCAUCAGGCGGACAAGGGAGAGCUCACGUACCUGUGCCGGGGCGACCUCAUCACGCCCAAGGGCGUGCGCCGGGACCAUCUCGCCGCCCUCGCGAACACCGUCGGGUUCGGCCGCCGCGAGCAAAGAAACAUCUUCGAGGCCAAGGACGGGAUCGAAUGGGCCUUCCUGCCGGAGGCUCUCGCCGACCGCCCUGCGGAUGCCUCCGCGGAGUUGACUCACAGGGAGAUCGCGACCGCGCCCCGGGGCUACGCGCCAGAGGACAAGACGCCUCAGGUGAAGAACCCCGCGAAUUCAGGGAGGGAUGCAGCCAUCUGGGCGUUGGCUGCCAUGAUGCAUGAUUUUCAUCUCCACCUGA
Messenger RNA from Prorocentrum cordatum, 799 nucleotides. The record is from the annotation of a GenBank genome assembly. Lineage: Eukaryota; Dinophyceae; Prorocentrales; Prorocentraceae.